ACCUUAGUAUGUGAUGUAUAUUUAUUAAUCAUUUCUGCAUAAAGGUUUUUAUAUACUAAGUUAGGUGUAUUUUCCUUGCUGUCAGUUUGCUCAAAGAUGGAGAUGUCUAUCUUGUUAAAAAUCGGACUCCAUGGCGGGUUGGGGAUGAGUUGAGGUGUAUAUACGGAGAUAUCUCUAAAUUCAGAAUUUGUAAUGUAGUUAUCAAUGAAUUUAAACAAUGGAAUUGGUAGAGAAAGGUAGUUCAGGUCAGAUUCAUUAGUAUUUUUUCCUGGUAUGUUAUGUCCAAUUAGUUUAAUUUUUGUGAUAAAAUUGAGAGAAAGUUCGGUCCUUCUUAAGUUAAGUGGAAUCUCCUGCGCUUCCGCUAAUAAACUUAACCUUGGACUGGUUCUAAAGGCACCAAUGGCUAUUCUGAGCGCUGUAGUUUGGAUACCGUCCAGCUUUUUUAGUUGACUGUUAGAUGACAUAUUAUAUAUUACCGAACCAUAAUCUAGUUUAGAUCUUAUGAUUGCUUUGUAUGUGUUAAUUAAGAUCUGAGUGUCUGCACCCCAUUGGUUAGAGCCAAUGGCUUUAAGAAUACCAAUUCUACGAUAGCAUUGACCUCUCAAGAUAUCCAGAUGUUUGCUCCAGUUUAACGAUUUGUCAAAUAUCAUUCCAAGAAUUUUCAGAUGAGGCACUUGAUUCAAUAUGGAUCCAUUAAGAGUUAAAUGCGAAAAACAGCAAAGACAUAUUCCAUAUAAAAGUGCGUAAUUAUCAAGUUUACUGGAAUGUACCGACUUUUAUGUGUCAGAAGUAUGGGAUACAUAUGAAUGAUUUACAUAAAUUUGGAAUUUAUCAGAAUGAAAAUGAUAAAUUUCGGGGGGAAAAAAUUGUCAUACUCUAUGACCCUGGAAUGUUUCCGGCGUUGAUUAAAAAUCAUAAUGGUACAAUAACUCGAAGAAAUGGUGGAGUACCACAAGAAGGUAAUUUACAGAGUCACUUGGAUUUAUUUACGACCCACCUUGAAGAGCAAGUUGACGAAAAUUUUUCUGGACUGGGUGUAAUCGAUUUUGAAAGUUGGAGACCGAUAUUCCGUCAAAAUUGGGCGUCACUCGCGCCCUAUCGCGACUUGUCAAUAAAACUGGAAAAUGAGCGACACCCAUCUUGGAGUAAGAGUACAAUAAAACAACGGGCUGUUAAAUCAUUCGAAAGUGCUGGGCAAUUAUUCAUGGAGGAAACAAUUAAAUUAGCCAAAAAAUUACGUCCGCACGCACACUGGAGUUACUAUGCGUAUCCUUACUGUUUCAAUUUAACGCUAAAUCAACCAAGCGCUUCGUGCGAUCCCCAAUUACUCAACGAAAAUAACAAAUUAUCAUGGCUGUGGGAAUUGGAAGAUGUCUUAUUACCAUCAAUUUAUUUACGUAAUUCAUUAUCGAGUACCAAACGAUUAGAAUUAAUCACUAAACGAUUGACUGAAGCCGCGAGAUUGAAUAAAAAAUUUCCAAAGCGUCCAUUAUUACCUUAUUUUUCAUUUAAAUUUCAUGAUCAAAAAGACGUUUAUUUAAAAAAGAAAGACCUUCAGAGUAGUUUCAACUCAAUGAUAAAAAACGGCGCCGAUGGUCACAUAAUUUGGGGCAGCUCCCAAGAUUUUGAUAGCAGAGAAAAGUGUCUUAAAUUUAAAAAAUAUUUAAACGAUACUCUCGGACCAGCAACUGAGAAAAUAAAACUAUCGUAUCACCUGAGCCACGUUGAAAAACCACCGCUCCAAUAAUUUUAAAUCUUCAUUCUUUUUAGUGCAAUGAAGAAAGAUAUUUCAAAAUUUAUUAUCUUGUAAUAACAAUAAAUGAACCCAGCGAAAAAAAUAUUGUUGCUAAGAAAUAAUUAUUGUGAUAAGGAUAUCAUACAUUAUCGAUAUUUAUCAGGAAUUAUAAGUACAUUUUUGUUCCAAGACUUUAUCGAUGUCAACGACGUUUUAUGAUCCAAUAAAUUUAAGUUCAAUCAUUCCCAUACUUAGCAACAAAAUUUUUUAUCGACUUUUUUGGGUUUUUUCUACGAUACACACUUGGCUCUCAUAAACUUUUUUGUAGCAAAUUUUAUGCCCUAUAAAAACUUCACACUCAUUCUUUUCAAAAAAAUUUUUACAACACCAAAAAAUCAAGUCGAAACCGAAAAAAAAAUUUCCCAUGUUAUUAACCCAUUGCGG
Molecule: messenger RNA, 2179 nt
Organism: Microplitis mediator
Lineage: Eukaryota; Metazoa; Arthropoda; Insecta; Hymenoptera; Braconidae
Product: hyaluronidase-like
Exons: 5
Coding region: 779-1747 (322 amino acids)
Biological process (GO): defense response; carbohydrate metabolic process; hyaluronan catabolic process
Molecular function (GO): hyalurononglucosaminidase activity
Source: RefSeq, a predicted model, not a curated record